Entelurus aequoreus (snake pipefish) is the source of this 2857-nucleotide messenger RNA. RefSeq names its product protein LRATD2-like. The record is from RefSeq and is a predicted model, not a curated record. The coding region runs from base 44 to 907 and encodes 287 amino acids. The transcript has 2 exons. Lineage: Eukaryota; Metazoa; Chordata; Actinopteri; Syngnathiformes; Syngnathidae.
ACGGAAUUUUACCAACAAAUGUUUUGGUUUUUUUUACUGACAAAUGCUUGAUUUUAUAACCGACAAAUGUUGGGUUUUUACCGACAAAUGUUGGGUUUGUUUGCGGUCCUCGGAGCAGCGGGAGGAACGUUCAGCGUCGCGUCUAAGUUACGCAGAAGUUCCCACCGCGGAUCCGCACGGCGAGGACCGAGAGGAGGGUCCUCGCAUCGGCGUCUCUUACGUUUUCUCCGGCGACGAGGACGCCGACGAGCCGGAGGGAAGCAGCCAGCGUGGCCCCGGGGAGGAGGUGGAGUGCUCGGUGUACCGGCUGGACGAGUGUCUGUUCGACAAGAGCCGCAAGUCUGCGAGUCUGGAGCUUUACUCCCCGGAGAACCUGCUCAACAAGUGCCGCCCCGGUGACCUGGUGGAGUUCGUGGCCGGCGGCCAGUUCCCCCACUGGGCCGUGUACGUGGGAGACUUCCAGGUGGUUCAUCUGCACCGAGCCGAGGUGAAGAGCUCCUUCCUGACGGACGCCAGCCGAGGGCGGCGGUGCCGCGUCGUCAACGACUGGUACAAGUUCAGAGCCCGCAGCCCGGACGCGGUGGUGCUGAGCGCCCUGGAGCAGGUGGGCGUCAAGGAGCGGCAGCUCGCCUGGAGGAACUCGGAGAGCUUCGCCGCUUGGUGUCGCUUCGGCCGCCGGGAGUUGAAGGCGAACGGCGAGCAGCGCGUCGGCGGGCAGCCGUACAGCCUGCACGUCCUGCUGGGGGACAAACACUCGCAGGCCCGGGACUUCCACAGCCUGGAGGACGUCAUCAUGGAGAAGAGACGCGGAGACCGGCUGGGAAGAACCGCGCUGCUGCGGGAACUGGAGGCGCACCUGAGCGGCGGACGCGAGACCGGAGCCCGUAGCCGGACUGGAGCGCACUGAUACCGACACAUCGAUACCAACCUAUGAUGCGCAGAUAUCAAACACCGACAUUACCGCUCAUACACUGGUACCGAUACAUUGAUACCAACCUAUGAUGCGCAGAUAUCAAACACCGACAUUACCGCUCAUACACUGAUACCGAUACAUUGAUACCAACCUAUGAUGCGCAGAUAUCAAACACCGACAUUACCGCUCAUACACUGGUACAGAUACAUUGAUACCAACCUAUGAUGUGCAGAUAUCAAACACCGACAUUACCGCUCAUACACUGGUACCGAUACAUUGAUACCAACCUAUGAUGCGCAGAUAUCAAACACCGACAUUACCGCUCAUACACUGAUACCGAUACAUUGAUACCAACCUAUGAUGCGCAGAUAUCAAACACCGACAUUACCGCUCAUACACUGGUACCGAUACAUUGAUACCAACCUAUGAUGCGCAGAUAUCAAACACCGACAUUACCGCUCAUACAUUGAUACCGAUACAUUGAUACCAACCUAUAAUGCAGAUAUCAAACACAGAUAUUACUGCUCAUACACUGAUACCGAUACAUUGAUAUCAACCACUGAUGCUCAGAUAUCGAUAUUACCGCGCAUACACUGAUACGAUACAUUGAUACCAACCACUGAUGCUCAGAUCUUGAUAUUACCGCUCAGACACUGAUACCAAACAGUGAUACACCGAUACGACCAUUGAUAUACCGACACCAAACACCGAUACAUUGAUGCCGCCCAAUGUUACAAAGAUAUCAAACACUGAUAUUACCACUCAUACACUGAUAUUUAACAGUGAUACACCGAUACGACCAUUGAUACACCGAUAACAAACACUGAUACAUUGAUACCAACCACUGAUGCUCUGAUAUCGAUAUUACCGCUUAUACACUGAUACCAAACACUGAUACGUUGAUGCCGCCCAAUGUUGCACGGAUAUCAAUCACUGACAUGACCACUCGUACACUGAUACCAAACCUUGAUACACUAAUACAACCACUAAUACUUUGAUACCAACCACUGACGAGUGUCAGUGGUUGGUGUCACCACGGAUACACUGAUAUCGACCACUUAUUCACUGGUCACUGAUUCCAAACACCGAUACAAUGACCCCAACCAAUGAUGCUCAGAUAUCAAACACUGAUAUUACCGUUCAGAUAUCAAAUACUGAUAUUACCGCUCAUACACUGAUACCAAACAUUGAUACACUUAUACCAACUACUGAAACACCGAUACGACCAUUGAUAUACUGACACCAAACACUGAUACAUUGAUGCCGCCCAAUGUUGCACAGAUAUCAAUCACUGAUAUGACCACUCAUACACUGAUACCAACCACUAAUACACUGAUACCAGCCACUAAUACACUGAUACCAACCACUAAUACACUAAUACCAACCACUAAUACACUAAUACCAACCACUGAUAUAUUAAUACCAACCACUGGUAUAUUAAUACCAACCACUGUUACAAACCUUGAUGCCACUGAUACAAAACUCGGAUAUACUGAUACCAAACCCUGAUAAACUGAUACCAAACACCAACAAAACCUGGUAUGAUGAUAUCAACUAAUAAUGCCUACCAGGUGUACACUGAUAUCGACCAGUGAUACCAUAGACAAGAUGAUACAGUAGGAUCAUGCACAUAGUACAUAGUAUAUCACGUACAAAGUAGUACAUAGUAUAUCAUGUACAAAGUAGUACAUAGUAUAUCACGUACAUAGUAGUACAUAGUAUAUCAUGUACAAAGUAGUACAUAGUAUAUCAUGUACAAAGUAGUACAUAGUAUAUCACGUACAAAGUAGUACAUAGUAUAUCAUGUACAAAGUAGUACAUAGUAUAUCAUGUACAAAGUAGUACAUAGUAUAUCACGUACAAAGUAGUACAUAGUAUAUCAUGUACAAAGUAGUACAUAGUAUAUCACGUACAAAGUAGUACAUAGUAUAUCAUGUACAAAGU